This is a messenger RNA of Racocetra fulgida, 959 nucleotides long. The record is from the annotation of a GenBank genome assembly. NCBI's taxonomy places the organism in Eukaryota, Fungi, Glomeromycota, Glomeromycetes, Diversisporales, Gigasporaceae.
GUUCUAAAAAACUUAACUGUGAUUGGAAAGCUAAUCUGUCGUUUGCAACUGGUGUGGUUCGAAUUACUAGUUUUAAUGAUAACCAUGUUAAGCAUCAACUUUCACCAGAUACCAAAAUUUUUGCUCCUGUAAAUCGUCAAUUCUCUGAUGAUUGUUGCGAAGAAAUUCGCCAUUUAACAGUAAAUAAACAUAAUGUGGAAGGAAGUGAAGCAUCACAGCUUUUAAAACAACUUUAUGAAUAUAGAGAAAAGGAUCCUAAUUGGUAUAUUGAACCCUUAGUUGACUCUAUUAGUAAUCGUCUCCGUGGAAUUUUUUGGAUGGACCCGGCUACUGGAAUUUUGCCAAGAAUUUUAAUGACGGAUGAAGAUCUUUCCAUGAAAUAUGUUGUAGCUCAUGAUCUUCCGAAUACCAAACAUUUAUUUUGUUUGUAUCAUUUAAGUCAAAAUCUUUUAAAAAAUCUUCGAUGUAAGCUUGGUAUGCAGUAUACAGAUUUUAUUAAAGAUUUUUAUUUGGCGCGUAAUAGUUUAAGUGAAAGUGUAUUUGAGGCUAGAUUUACAAAUCUUUUGAAUAAUUAUCCGGCUGCAUCUUCGUAUCUACAAAAGCUAUUUUUAAGUAAAGAAUCGUGGGCAUGUGCUUAUACAUUUAAAAUUUUUACUGGUGGAAUGCAAUCGACACAGAGAGUUGAAGGACUUAAUAAUCAUAUCAAAACUGCUAUAAAUAGUUUAUCAACUUUAUUACAAGUAAUGGAAGCAAUAUACCAACGCAUUGAGCAUGAAAGCCUUAGUCAACGUUUUAAUUCGUGGUCUCAGGACCGAAUUAAUUAUAAUGAUAAUCUUGUUUUACAGACUGUUUUUCCACAAGUCGUUCAACAAAUAAAUAAGUAUUUAACACCAAAUUUAGCAACUGAGCAACAAAAGCAGAUAGUUCAAUCAACUAUCUACCGGGCUCAAAUAUUAAAC